Molecule: messenger RNA, 2278 nt
Organism: Biomphalaria glabrata
Lineage: Eukaryota; Metazoa; Mollusca; Gastropoda; Planorbidae
Product: dynein axonemal assembly factor 4-like
Exons: 13
Coding region: 674-1657 (327 amino acids)
Biological process (GO): inner dynein arm assembly; outer dynein arm assembly; cilium movement
Molecular function (GO): protein binding
Source: RefSeq, a predicted model, not a curated record
AUUAUUAUAAUCAAUAUUUAAUGCACACACUGUUAAGUCUAUACUUAAUUAAAUAAGCUAUAAGCCAGUAUAAGCCUAUAUUCUUCUAAAUUAUCAUGAAGACCUAAAAAAAAUGACUGUUUACCUCUGAAAGUGAAUAUAAACCCAACUAACAAGCAAGGGCUAGUAACAUCUAGCAUCAUUAUUAAGACCAACAUACAACUUCAGCCAACACUAUGGCCACCUGUUAAGUACAGGGCUGAUUGACCUACACAUCUGUGACAGACAGACAGAUAGACAUACACACAGACAGAGUAAAUUACCCACCAUAUUUUUUUGAAUGCCUUUUGGCUGCACCUGUAGAAGAUUGCAGAGGCUGUGCACAGAUAGGAGAUGGUGUCAUCAUAUUUAAACUUAUCAAAAAAUGUCCAGGUUUUUGGAAAAACCUACAUUCCAGCGAUUCAAAUGGCAACUGUAGCAGUCACUUUUAGUAUCAACCCAUUGACGCCAGGAGCAAAGCAGUCAGUGACCUUUAAAAUAGAAGCCUGAUGGUCUGAAGUACAUGAACACAUACAUCUUCCCACUAUUCCACCCAGAUUGCACUUUACCUUUGAGAGAUUUACAUUAGUUGAAUAUACAUUUACAUAUUCUAUGUUGACCAUCCCACACAUCCCUUUAAGACAACAAGGAAGUCAUGAAAAAUAAAAGAGAUGAAGCUUUAUUAAAAUACCAGAAAAGAUUAGAAGAUGAAGCUAAUGAAAAAAAUGAUAUCAAAAGAGAACAUGGAAAAACAGCAGUGAAUGAGAUGCUAAAGAUUGAACAACUUGAACGUGACAGAAUUGCUAAGAUUAAAGAUGAAGAAAGAAAAAAAGCCACUGAAGCUUUGGAGAAAUGGAAAGAGGAACAAAGAAGUUUGGCAGAGAAGGAGAAAGAAAAACUUCUUGCAGAGAACAAAAGCAAAACACAGCACAGCAAAAGAAAAAAACCUGGCAGCAUUUUUGAAAGUGAACCAAAAGGUAAAUCUGGAAUAGUAAGAGAGAGUGGAAAUAUCACAGUGAAACACACGCCUCGUGUUUUUCCAACACCAACUAGAGAGUCACAAGCAGAACAAGAAGAAACAUGGCUGAAAAAACAAGCUGAAGCAAGGAAUGCCAUACAACUUUCAUUAGACAAUGAUUUAAGUGAAAAAGAAAAAAAUCCCCAGUGGUUGUUAGAUAAAGGAAAUUCCUACUUUUCGUCUGGAGAUUUCCAGUCUGCAAUCAAUGCUUACACUUGUGCCAUUCAUUUAGCUCCCAAAUUACCAACACUUUAUUCCAAUAGAGGAGCAUGUCAUCUGAAGUUAAAUAAUCUAUUCAAGUGUAUUGAAGAUUGCUCUAAGGCACUUGAUUUGAUGUAUCCACCUGUACAACAAAAUGCUUCUAGUAGAGCCAGGGCAUUAGUACGACGAGGAACAGCUUUCUGUAUGCUAGAGAUGUACAUUGAAGGUUUAAAGGAUUAUGAGGCAGCCUUACUUAUUGACCCCAAGAAUGAAGCAAUUCAAUCUGAUGCUCAAAGGAUACGAAAAAAGCUUAGUCCUAGCCAGACCUCUUACUAUAGACAGCAGGGGCAACAGUCAGGAUUUGACUUAGGGACCAUUGGGAUUGUUGAUGGUCUAUUUGUUGAUACGUAUAGAUGUUGAUGUUACUCGCAAGUUCGUUGUAGACUCAAUCAACGGAAUGAACAAGGAAUAUACUAGAUAAUGCAGGUUGAUAACUUCAAUACUUGAAUCAACAAAAAGGGCACAGUCCAUGUCGUUGCUAACUUGUCCACCUCUUCUUCCUUGUCCGUUACUCUUCUAUUUCUUGUUCUUCCUUUUUAAUUAUUCGUCAUGUCACUACGGAAAAACCCAAUUAAACCCAAACUUCUACGCGUCUUUCUAUCCUGUCUAUACAGGAUGACACUCUGGGACGCAUACUUCAUGACAGAGCAGCCAUCCCAAGAAGGCUGCCCUUACUAAAUCAAAUCAUCCGUACACACAGUUACAUUUGGCACUGAGUAGUUAGAAUCAAAACUGUCCUCUACCCCAUAGUGCUGCUCCAACUGUUUAUUUUUGUUUUUAAACUUUCUCCCAUCUGUAUUACUGUCGUUUUUUUUUUUGUUGGUGGAUAUUGUUUUUCUUCUUUAAGUUUCCAGCAUUUCUUCAGAAAUAAAAGUGAUAACAUUCUAGUCAAACCUUCAGACGGAGAGGGUUAAGGUUAGAACCAUAGACAUACCACACAACCAGGCAAUAGUUUGAUUAGUUUCAUAGUGUCAAACAUUC